Molecule: messenger RNA, 5048 nt
Organism: Callorhinus ursinus (northern fur seal)
Lineage: Eukaryota; Metazoa; Chordata; Mammalia; Carnivora; Otariidae
Source: RefSeq, a predicted model, not a curated record
AUGGCGCUGAGCAAAGGGCUGCGGCUGCUCGGGCGGCUGGACGCCUCCGGGGAGUGGAGCGUCCUGCUGGAGGCGCGCGGCCGCGGGGACUGCCUGCUCUUCGAAGCCGGCACGGUGGCCACGCUCGUUUCUAUCUCAGCUCCGGAAGAGAAGGAGGUCAUUAAAGGCCAGUAUGGAAAACUCACGGACGCUUAUGGCUGCUUGGGGGAGCUCAGGGUAAGAUCUGGCGCCGCUUCCCUGAGCUUCCUGGUUCUGGUGACAGGCUGCACGUCCGUGGGCAGAAUUCCAGAGGCCGAAAUCUACAAAAUCACCGCCACAGACUUUUACCCCCUGCAGGAGGAGGCCAAAGAGGAAGACCGCCUCACGGCCUUGAGGAAGAUCCUCAACUCAGGGGUCUUCUACUUCUCGUGGCCCAGUGACGGGUCCAGCUUCGACCUCACCGUCCGGGCACAGAAGCAGGGCCGCGACAGCUAUGAGUGGGGGAGCUCCUUCUUUUGGAACCAGCUGCUGCACGUGCCCCUGAGGCAGCACCAGGUGAGCUGCUGCGACUGGCUGCUGAAGGUCAUCUGCGGCGUGGUGUCCAUCCGCACGGUGUACGCCUCGCACAAGCAGGCCAAGGCCUGCCUCAUCUCCCGCAUCAGCUGCGAGCGCGCCGGCGCUCGCUUCCACACCCGCGGCGUGAACGACGAUGGCCAUGUGUCCAACUUCGUGGAGACUGAACAGACAAUUUACAUGGAUGACGGAGUGUCGUCUUUUGUCCAGAUCAGAGGCUCCGUUCCACUGUUUUGGGAACAGCCUGGGCUUCAGGUUGGCUCUCAUCAUCUGAGACUCAACAGAGGCCUAGAAGCCAACGCCCCUGCUUUCGACAGGCAUAUGGUGCUUCUGAAGGAGCAGUAUGGGAAGCAAGUGGUCGUAAACCUGCUAGGGAGCAGAGGCGGAGAGGAGGUGCUCAACAGAGCCUUCAAGAAGCUGCUCUGGGCCUCUUGCCACGCCGGUGACACACCUAUGAUCAACUUCGACUUCCAUCAGUUUGCCAAAGGUGGGAAGCUAGAGAAAUUGGAGAACCUGUUGAGGCCCCAGUUGAAGCUGCACUGGGAUGACUUGGACGUGUUCGCCAAGGGCGAGAAUGUAAGUCCACGUUUUCAGAAAGGCACUUUGCGGAUGAACUGCCUUGAUUGCCUGGACCGAACCAACACAGUGCAGAGCUUCAUCGCACUCGAGGUCCUUCAUCUGCAGCUCAAGAGCCUAGGGCUGAAUUCAAAGCCCAUCGCUGACCGCUUUGUGGAGUCCUUCAAAGCCAUGUGGUCUCUGAACGGGCACAGCCUGAGUAAGAUGUUCACGGGCAGCCGGGCCCUGGAAGGGAAGGCCAAGGUAGGGAAGCUGAAGGAUGGGGCCCGGUCCGUGUCUCGCACUAUCCAGUCCAACUUCUUUGAUGGGGUGAAGCAGGAGGCCAUCAAGCUGCUGCUAGUUGGGGAUGUCUACACCGAGGAGUCUGCAGACAAAGGAAGGAUGCUCCUGGAUAACACGGCCCUGCUGGUGACGCCCAGGAUCCUGAGAGCCAUGGCAGAGCGCCAGUCGGAAUUCACGCAUUUCAAGCGGAUCCGCAUCGCCACGGGGACCUGGAACGUGAACGGAGGCAAGCAGUUCAGGAGCAACCUCCUUGGCACGGCCGAGCUGGCCGACUGGCUGCUCGACUCCCCGAAGCGCGCCGGCCUCGCGGGACCCCAGGAUGAGGACAGCCCAGCUGACAUAUUUGCCGUGGGGUUUGAAGAGAUGGUGGAGCUGAGUGCAGGGAAUAUCGUCAAUGCCAGUACCACCAACAGGAAGAUGUGGGGUGAGCAGCUCCAGAAAGCCAUCUCACGCUCUCAUAGGUACAUUCUGUUGACUUCGGCACAGCUGGUGGGCGUCUGUCUGUAUAUCUUUGUACGUCCAUACCAUGUCCCAUUCAUCAGGGACGUGGCCAUGGACACGGUGAAGACUGGCAUGGGGGGAAAGGCAGGGAACAAAGGGGCCGUGGGCAUCCGCUUUCAGUUCCACAGCACCAGCUUCUGCUUCGUGUGCAGCCACCUGACGGCCGGGCAGUCCCAGGUGAAGGAGAGGAACGAAGACUACAGGGAGAUCACCCAGAAGCUGAGUUUCCCGAUGGGAAGGCAUAUUUUUUCCCACGAUUACGUGUUUUGGUGCGGCGAUUUCAACUACCGCAUCGAUCUCACUUAUGAGGAAGUCUUCUAUUUUGUCAAACGCCAAGACUGGAAGAAACUUCUGGAAUUUGAUCAGCUGCAGCUACAGAAAUCAAGUGGGAAAAUUUUUAAAGACUUUCAUGAAGGCGCCAUUAAUUUUGGACCUACCUACAAAUAUGACGUUGGCUCGGCCGCCUACGACACAAGUGACAAAUGCCGCACCCCUGCCUGGACAGACAGGGUCCUGUGGUGGAGGAAGAGGCACUCUUUUGACAGGACAGCUGGAGAACUCAACCUUCUAGACAACUAUGUAGAUGCUGACAGCACCGUCAGACAUUCCUGGUCUCCUGGUGCCCUCCAGUAUUACGGCCGAGCUGAACUGCAAGCAUCUGAUCACAGACCUGUGCUGGCGAUCGUGGAGGUGGAGGUUCAAGAAGUCGAUGUGGGUGCUCGGGAGAUGGUGUUUCGGGAAGUGUCUUCUUUCCAGGGCCCCCUGGAUGCCACCGUCGUGGUCAACCUUCAGUCACCGACCUUAGAAGAGAAAAACGAGUUUCCUGAAGAUGUGCGCACAGAACUCAUGCAGACCCUGGGCAAUUACGGGACCAUCGUUCUUGUCAGGAUCAACCAAGGGCAGAUGCUGGUGACUUUUGCAGACAGUCACUCGGCUCUCAGCGUCCUGGAUGUGGACGGUAUGAAGGUGAAAGGCAGAGCCGUGAAGAUCAGACCAAAGACCAAGGACUGGCUGAAAGGUUUGCAAGAGGAGAUCAUCCGAAAGCGGGAUAGCAUGGCCUCCAUGUCCCCCACUGCCAAUUCCUGUUUGCUGGAGGAAAACUUUGACUUUACAACUCUGGAUUAUGAGUCAGAGGGGGAUAUUCUCGAAGAUGACGAAGACUAUUUGGUGGAUGAGCUAAGUCAGCCUGUGGUCUCAGACGGUGAGAUGGGCGGGGACAGCCUCUCCGAAGCCCCCAGCUCCACAGCAGCGGUGCCUGCCAGCAAGUCACCUACGCUCACUAAAAAGAAGCAGCACUCGACCUACAAAGAUGAUGCUGAGCUGGUGGCGCGAAAGCGGGAGCCGGAAGCAGUUGGAGAUUUCCGGCACCGUUCUCCAAGCAGGUCUCUGUCGGUUCCCACUAGGCCUCGGCCACCUCACCCACCGCAGAGACCCCCCCCUCCAACUGGUUUAAUGGUGAAAAAGUCGGCGUCAGAUGUGUCCAUCUCCUCUGGCAUCCACGGGCAGUACUCGAUUUUGCAGACGGCAAAACUUCUGCCGGGAGCACCCCAGCAGGCGCCCAAAGCCAGGAUGGGGAUAAGUAAACCCUACAAUGUCAAGCAGAUCAAAACUACCAAUGCUCAGGAGGCAGAAGCUGCCAUCCGAUGUCUCCUGGAAGCCAGAGGAGGUGCCCCAGGAGAUGCCCUAAAUGCCACAUCCCUGAGGGACCCAGAGGCUUCCAAACCAGAGCCCACGGCAGGGGUGGCCCCGCCCCUGCCCCGGCGGUCUGCGCCCAGAGUCCCCGCCAUCAGGAAGCCAACCUUGCAGAGGACUGGAAAGCCAGAGUCACCGGAAGACCAGUUUGGGCAACAGACGGUCCACUUUAUGAUCGGGCCCCCAGAGACAAGCCUUGAAACCCCCCCUCUAGCAGCCGUUCCUCCCGUUCCCAAACCGAGAACACUUCAGCCUGGGAAGGGUACCGAGAGGAAGCCGAGCGGGGGCCCGCCAGCACCAGACGGUGCCCCUCCCGUGGCCGCCCCGCCGCCCCCGCUGGAGGUUCCGCCGCCCGCGCCCCAGGCGCCCCCGAGGAGGAAGAAGUCGGCCCCCGCCGCCUUCCACCUGCAGGUGCUGCAGAGCUGCGACCGCCGGCUCCUCGCGGCCCUCCCCUGCAGCGGCAGCGACCGUCCGCCCGCACACCCACCCGCCGGGGGCGCUCUCCUUCCACAAGCCGCUGGCCUCGGCGCUUCAUGCGCGGCAAGCCCCGCAGCCCCCGGCGCCGAGCAGCCCAAGUCCGAGGUGGCCUCCCUUCUUGGUGAUUUUCAGGAUCCCUUCUGGAGCCUUCUCCACCACCCGAGCCUGUUGAAGAAUGCCUGGCUCUCCAAGAGCUCCGACCCGCUGGACUCGGGGACCAGGGGCCUGGAAAGAGCGCGCACAGCCCCGCUGCAGGGCUCUGCCUCGGCUGCCCAGGGGCUGCCGCCGGGGCGCGCGCCGGAGGACUUGGAUCGCUGCCCGACCGGCGGUGAGCAGGCCGACAGGACGGUGCUGCAGGUGUUUGACCCGCUGGCGAAAACAUGAGCAGGAAGCUUGGGCAGCCGCUCUCCUGCAGAAAGUGUGCCUUCUUCCCUCAGGCGUCCCUUCUCAGGGAAAGCCCGGAGCCUCGGCCUCCGCCCGCCCUCACCCCUGCUAAAGAGACCACUAUUUAAAGGCGCACUGAAAAAACAUUUGGACUUUCCUCACUCGUGUGUACUUCGCAGAAAUUGUGUCUCUUAUUCAAUAAGAUGAUUAUUCAGCCACCAAGACCGGUUUCUUCGUCCACACUCGUGCAUUUUAGUUUCCCCUCAGGGGUCGGAGAAACUUCUGGUUAGAUUCGAUGUGUGGGUUUGAGGACAGGGCAUCUGGCUGAUAAUGUCCAAGAAGUUCUCCUCCGGUUGGAUUUUCCGUGGUUGUUUUUUUUUUUCUUUGGUGGUUUUUUUGUUUUGUUUUGUUUUUUCCGAUUCAUGUGUGUCUGUGGUGUUUUUAAAAUGUUGUUUGUGCUUUACAGAUUUGGGAUAACUUUCUGGCGAUCCACCUGAAGGGUGAUGUAUCAGCUCAAAGGUGGUUGGGACCAUUAAGAGCUGUACCUGGCCUGCUGACCCCAGGUUUAAAAAAAAAAAAAAAAA